AUGUUUCCUUCGCAGGCGGUUAAUUUCAACAUCGAAGCCCUUAGCGGGAUCUGCGGUUCGGUUUCUAUUGCCUGCUGGGUUGUAGUUUUCUCCCCUCAAAUCAUCGAGAACUUCCGACGUGGCUCUGCAGAUGGCCUCUCUCUCAUCUUCCUCAUCAUCUGGUUGGCUGGCGAUGUGUUCAACAUCUUAGGCGCCGUCCUACAAGGCGUGCUUCCUACAAUGAUCAUCCUUGCAGUGUACUACACUCUAGCAGACAUUGUUCUGUUGGGACAGUGCUUUUACUACCGAGGAUUCAACCUCAAAGAGGAGCUAUCUCCCUCAGGCACGCCGGACCUUUUUGCAGCCAACGAUGCGGAGCGGAAUGGCGCUGAACAUCAAGCACCGGCAACAGAAAGAUCUGCCCUCAUCCCAAAGCCCAACAGCCAGGUCCAAAUUGAAGACCGAACUAUCAAUGUAACCGGGCAGCAACCCGAAGACCGCACACGUCCACUUUCCGAUGGAAGACGGCACUCGGCAACCUCUUACCAAGAUAUUUUCCACUCAUCGGUAGACGCCACCCAUCUUUCACCCGCAACGCCCUUCGUCGAACCGACAACCGAUUCCGCGCGGCGCCGUGCUCAACGUGCCCGCCGUCGCCGCAUCUCCGCCCUCCAAUCCGUCCUUUUCAACCUCACCGCCGUCGCUUUAGUCUGUGCUGCAGGUGUGAUGGGCUGGUUCGUCAGCCCGGCAGCAAAGUCAUCGGCUCCAGACCCGGAACCUCUUGCUAUGGAUGUUCUGGGUCAAGUAUUUGGCUAUUUCUGUGCAGUUUUGUAUCUUGGAUCGCGUCUGCCCCAGCUUCUCUUGAACUACCGCCGUAAAUCAACGGAUGGUGUUUCCCUUUUGUUUUUCCUCUUUGCUUGCAUCGGAAACUUGACUUACGUGCUAUCUAUCUUGGCGUACUCGCCUAUUUGCCAUGGUGGGUCUUCCGAGGAGAUCAUGGGCCACCGUCACCGUGCGCAUUGCCGUCCUGGUGAGGCGGCUGGGCUGUAUGGCCGGUAUGUAUUGGUGAACUUGUCGUGGUUGGUCGGUAGUGCUGGCACGCUGCUGCUGGAUAUGGCGAUCUUUACGCAAUUCUUCCUGUACCGUGACGACAAGGGUGAUGAGGAGGAAGAGCAAUAG
Molecule: messenger RNA, 1158 nt
Organism: Penicillium hordei
Lineage: Eukaryota; Fungi; Ascomycota; Eurotiomycetes; Eurotiales; Aspergillaceae
Product: PQ-loop repeat-containing protein
Exons: 2
Coding region: 1-1158 (385 amino acids)
Biological process (GO): basic amino acid transmembrane export from vacuole
Cellular component (GO): fungal-type vacuole membrane
Source: RefSeq, a predicted model, not a curated record